Molecule: messenger RNA, 2233 nt
Organism: Coffea arabica (coffee)
Lineage: Eukaryota; Viridiplantae; Streptophyta; Magnoliopsida; Gentianales; Rubiaceae
Product: zinc finger protein JACKDAW
Cellular component (GO): nucleus
Molecular function (GO): DNA-binding transcription factor activity
Source: RefSeq, a predicted model, not a curated record
UUUGUUGGGUGUUUUGUGUGUGCUCUCUUGUUCUUUUGGCACAAUCUGAUAAACCCCUCCCUCGUAAGAUCUGGGUAAUACACUAAUACUACCAAAGUUUUAUCUGUUUGUAUCUGGAGGAACUCACUCUUGCUCCUGCUUCUUCUUUUGUUUCCUAGCAGACAAGCAGUCAGCCAAGCUAGUGUUGGAAGCUAUCAACUGGUGGGAUAACCGGAGUUUUUAGCUUCCAAAAGCUAGUUUUUGUGUCCACUAAGCCAAGAGAAAAUCCUUACCCUUAACACCCCACCCCCACCACCCCCAAUCCCAAUCCCAAUCCCAACCCCAACAUCAGCAUAUAUUCAUUUUCCUUAUGCUAGUCAUGUCUGCAAAUAUGUUUACAGUUCCCCCUUCAGUCAAUGGCUUUUCUCCAGAGCCAGCUGAUACGAACCCUACUAGCAGUAAUUCCAAUCCCAAAUCCAACUCCACCACCACUAACCCAGCUGGCAAAAAGAAGAGAAAUCUACCAGGAAACCCAGAUCCAGAUGCUGAAGUUAUUGCUCUCUCGCCCAAGACCCUUAUGGCAACGAACAGAUUCAUAUGCGAAAUUUGCAACAAGGGUUUCCAAAGAGAACAAAACUUGCAGCUUCAUAGAAGGGGGCACAAUCUUCCAUGGAAGCUUAAACAAAGGACUACUAAAGAGCAAGUGAAGAGGAAGGUGUACAUAUGCCCAGAAAAGACAUGCGUCCACCACGACCCGUCUCGAGCACUCGGGGACCUCACCGGGAUAAAGAAGCACUUCAGCAGGAAGCACGGGGAGAAGAAGUGGAAGUGUGAGAAAUGUUCAAAGAAGUACGCAGUUCAAUCGGACUGGAAAGCUCAUUCUAAGACUUGCGGGACUAGAGAGUAUAAAUGCGACUGUGGAACGCUCUUUUCCAGAAAAGACAGCUUUAUCACGCAUAGAGCUUUCUGCGAUGCCUUAGCUGAAGAAAGUGCAAGAAUUACUUCUGUUGCGGCCAAUAAUUUCAACUUCAAAACUGAUCAGCAGCAUUUAAAUGGUGGUGCUCUGCUAAAUCAUCCGGGUAGUUUUCCUCACGGACUGAGCGGUCCGUCUGGGAUUUCACAAAUUGGGGUAGACUUUGCAACUGGAAAUCAGCUCAAGCCUAGACUUUCAUUGUGGUUGGAUCAAGCUAGCAAUCCUCAGCUCAAUCACGCUGAUAUGCCCCCAAGCCAAAAUCUUUACAUGCCCUCGGCUUCACACCAUGACAUCAUGCAAAUGUCGUCGGCUGCUGAUGUCUUUGGCAAUUAUGGCAUGCCUUGGCAGCAGCUGGAAAAGAGUAGCGCACCACCGUCAUCAGCAUCAUCGUCUUCCGCAGCAAAUCUCUCCUUAUCGCCGAUGAUGCCCCAGCAAGUCUUAAAGGAUGAGGGAGCCGGAGGCAGCAUUAACACCCAAACCCUUUCUUCUUUGUACUCCCCUAGUGCUGCCAGUAACAAUGAUAUCAGUCAUUCAAAAUCUUCGGCGACGCCAAUGUCGGCCACUGCCCUUCUCCAGAAGGCAGCUCAGAUGGGGUCAUCUAAAAGCACCGCAGCAAUCUUCGGCAAUGGCUUCGGCAUAAUGAACCCCUCCUCUUCGUCGUCUUCUCCUGCUGUUGCUGCUAAUAUGAUUGCCCCAGCAGCUUUUAGCAGUGGUUUAGCGCAAAAUAGGACAGAGAUGAUGCAGGUUUUCGGGAAGCAAACGGACAAUAUGAUGGGCGGGGGUUCGAAUAUGACUUCGUCAACCAGUUCCACGUUAACCAAUAAUCUGGAUCAUCAGCCCAUGGUGCAAACCAGUACUGUCGCAGACAGCCAAACUGUGGCUUCCUUGGGCGGUUUUCAUCGUCACCCGGGAUUCAAUGCAGUCGUCGAACACGCAAGUCUAACCAGAGAUUUUCUUGGAAUGGGUGGAGACGGCGGACGUCCUUUCUUGCCACACGAGCUUGCGAAAUUUGCCUCAAUGAGUUCAGCCAUGGGUUUGGGGCAUUUCAGCAGCAAUCACUAGCUAAGAAUUAUAAAUGCUUCCUUUCUUUUGGGUUCUGCUUUUCUUUUUAUUAUUUUUUUUCCUUUUUUUCACAAUCGUUUCGUGUCUGGAAGUCAAAACUAAUAAUGUAAAAAUGGCUGUACGUACUUGGUACAACUAGAAUGCAACCUUACCUUAUGAUCAGGUGGCCUAUAUAUUCACCAAAAUGUACAGGCCAGGGUGAGCUAGAUUUGUUGAUAA